AUGUCUAGCCUGACGACCAAGAGCAGCGCUAGUAGGUCGCUGCAGGCGGCGGAGCUCGUCGACACAAGGCUGUCGCUCGUGAUCGGCACCGGGAGCCAACCGCCGCCGGUGCAGGCCCCUCUACUACCGCCAGAGGCAGAGGGACGUGUGCCGGGAAAUACUGGAAGGAAGAAAGGGGAGAAGUGGAUAGUAGGCGGUAGUACAAGGCAGCAUGGCAAGAGGGCAAGGGCUGCGCACGGCGGCAGCGACGUCGACGAUGGCGACGACGGAGGGGACGCAGCCGGCCGCGCGAGGAAGAAGCUCCGGCUCACCGCGGAGCAGGCGGCGCUGCUGGAGAAGAGCUUUGGUCACAACACAAUAUACACAUUAGUCCUGAUUGUGUAA
Messenger RNA from Triticum dicoccoides, 384 nucleotides. Its product is annotated as putative homeobox-leucine zipper protein HOX26. Lineage: Eukaryota; Viridiplantae; Streptophyta; Magnoliopsida; Poales; Poaceae. The coding region runs from base 1 to 384 and encodes 127 amino acids. The record is from RefSeq and is a predicted model, not a curated record. The transcript has a single exon.